AUGGAGAACACGUUCGAUGAAUUUGAAUACGAAGACAAAGUCUUAGAUGAAGCCAAAGGUUAUUAUAUAGAAGAAGCGCCCGAAGAUGAACUUUACAAAAAUCUGUGGGAAGACUACCAAAACCCUGCUGCAUGUCUUGUCAAUAUCGAAGAACUCCCGACCUAUGAACCGGAUCCCGAAGAAGAGCCCCUGGAAGAAAAACUGGAACGAAGCCUUG
Messenger RNA from Dentiscutata heterogama, 217 nucleotides. Lineage: Eukaryota; Fungi; Glomeromycota; Glomeromycetes; Diversisporales; Gigasporaceae. The record is from the annotation of a GenBank genome assembly.